AUGUGUGCUCAGCUGACGCUCCCUGUGCCAGCGAGGUUCCACGACUUUGAGAAGGAUCUCCCAUCCCUGGAAGGCAAGAUCGUCUGUGUGACGGGCUGCACCACUGGAACUGGCUUCAUUGCUGCCAGGACAGCUGCCAAGAAAGGAGCCCAUGUGGUCAUGCUGAAUCGCCAGAGCGCACGAGCUGAGGCAGCCGAGAAGUCUCUGUUGGAAGUCGCACCAG
Symbiodinium necroappetens is the source of this 223-nucleotide messenger RNA. The record is from the annotation of a GenBank genome assembly. Lineage: Eukaryota; Dinophyceae; Suessiales; Symbiodiniaceae.